Messenger RNA from Brachypodium distachyon (stiff brome), 872 nucleotides. RefSeq names its product cysteine-rich and transmembrane domain-containing protein WIH2. The record is from RefSeq and is a predicted model, not a curated record. NCBI's taxonomy places the organism in Eukaryota, Viridiplantae, Streptophyta, Magnoliopsida, Poales, Poaceae. The transcript has 2 exons. Gene Ontology annotation, cellular component: plasma membrane. Bases 287 to 532 code for a protein of 81 amino acids.
ACGCGUUAUCUCGAAGACCAUGCCUUUGCCUACGUCUAGGAGCGUGUACGUCCUAAGUAAUCCUAAACGGGCAGGCCGUGGCACUCCACUAGGAAGGAAGGAUCGAAGAGACCAUGUGCUUCUAUAUAAAGAGCAAAGCUCCAACAGAACAACACAAUUCACAAAGCUGAAAGCCCAGAGCAGUGUGCUGCGUGCACUUCGAAUUCAUAGCAUCGUUGUUGUUUGCCGGCCGGCUGAGUACUCUCCUCCUGCCUCGUGUUCUCUGUGAGAUUGUCGAGAGAAAACCAUGAGCUACCCGCCACCGGGCACGGCGUACCCGGCGCCGGGCCAGCAGGCCGCCUACCCGCCGGCGCUGGCGUACGGAGCGCCGCCGCCUGUCGCCGCCGACUACUACCCGCCCAAGGACGGCGGCGCCACGUAUGUCCAGCAGCAGGCCCCGCCGCCGGAAUCUCAGGACCGCGGCGGCGACGGCUUCUGGAAAGGAUGCUGUGCGGCUAUCUGCUGCUGCUGCCUGCUCGACAUGUGCUUCUGAUUCGAUCACACAGGACCGGUCGUUCGUGUCAACGCCAGGCCGUUUGAUUCGAUGAUCAUCUACAUAUAUAGAUGCUCCUCAUCGUCGCCGCUUUCGUUUUUCCAUCAUGUGUUGUGUUGUGUGUAGUAGUAGUGCACCAUUAAUUGCAUCCUAGCUACUGCCAGUUAUAUCUGGGGUUUGUCUUAGUUAUGUAUCAGGAUAUCUCUUAUCAGUCAGUUGAUUGGCUUGGUUUCUUGCUGGCAGUGGCAGAGACUUCAUCUCUUGUUCUGAAUCGGAUGUGUACCAGUUAUUAUAAUUUCAGCUUCCAGUAAGGGGAAAAGAGUGGAGUUCUUUUUCUCUA